GAAAUGAAACUGAAAGUUUUUCCGUUUAUUUCCUUCAGCCUCCAUUUUAAGUCGCAGACAUCUAGACAGUAACCAGGGGUUGCGGUGAGGCCUAGAAGAAGCAGCCCAUCCUGAACCACCAUCAGAACGGAAUCGUCCUUUAUUUGCCAGUUAAACAUUUCGUCCCGUAUUGAACCAAUAAGGACACUAACUGGACCUGAACCACUGGGAACUGACUGGUUCUGGUUUCUCUCUCAGACUGACUGAAGUCCAGAAGAUGGAAGAUUGGGAUCUAAAGGAGGACAGAGCAGAACCUCCAGGAUCCAGCUGUCCGUCUAUGAGGAGUGACCGGUCCAAAGAUUGGAACCCUCCAGAGUUCAGUGCAGAACCUGGACCCUCAGACAUAAAAGGUCAGAACCACAGACGGAGAGCAGAACCUCCAGGAUCCAGCUGUCCGUCUAUGAGGAGUGACCGUUCCAAAGAUCAACAACCAGACUUCAGUGCAGAACCUGGACCCUCAGACCCAAAACGGAGGAAGAGGAGCGAAUCCCAGAGUGGAGAAAGAUCCAGAACCGGAGCUGGACCGCUGACAGCCAAUCAGAGCAGCUGUGCAGCAGCAGAUGUUGGUCUGCAGGAGGUUCUAGAGAAACAUAAGAUCAGUCUGAGGAGGAGAUGUGAACGUGUGGCUGAAGGAAUUGAUGAAACAGGAAGUAGAACCCUCCUUAACAGGAUCUACACUGAUCUCUACAUCACUGAGGGACAGAGUGAAGGGGUUAAUACCCAACAUGAGGUGAAGCAGCUGGAGAGAGUUUCCAAGAUCCAGAACCUCCAUGAUUCUCCAAUCAGGUGCCACGACAUCUUCAAAGCCUUCCCUGACCAACAUGGAGCCAUCAGAGUGGUUCUGACCAACGGCGUUGCUGGUGUUGGAAAAACCUUCUCAGUGCAGAAGUUCACUCUGGACUGGGCAGAGGGCUUGGAGAACCAAGAUGUCAGUGUGGUGGUUCUGCUUUCCUUCAGGGAGCUGAACCUGAUCAGAGAUCAGCAGCACAGUCUUCUCACGCUGCUCCAUGUUUUCCAUCCAACCCUCCAGAAGCUCCCAGCAGAGACACUGGCUGUCUGGAAGCUUCUCUUCAUCAUUGACGGCCUGGAUGAAAGCAGACUUUCUCUGGACUUCAACAACAAUCUGCUUGUUUCUGACGUCACACAAAAGUCAUCAGUCAAUGUUCUGCUAAUGAACCUCAUCAAGGGGAACCUGCUUCCCUCUGCUCUCAUCUGGAUAACUUCCCGACCUGCGGCGGCCAAUCGGAUCCCUCCUUCCUGUGUUUCCAGGGUAACAGAAGUACGAGGCUUCACAGACACCCAGAAGGAGAAGUACUUCAGGAGGAGGUUCAGUGAUGAAGAGGAGAAGGCCAGCAGGAUCAUCUCCCACAUCAAGACCUCCAGGAGCCUCUUCAUCAUGUGUGGGAUCCCAGUGUUCUGCUGGAUCACUGCUACGGUUCUGGAGAACCUGUUGACCACAGAGCAGAGAGGAGAGCUGCCCAAGACCAUGACAGACAUGUACUCACACUUCCUGCUGGUCCAGACCAGGAGGAAGAGGAACAAGUACCAUGAAGGACAUGAGAUGAGUGCACAGGAGCUGAUGGAGGCAGACAGGGAAGUUCUUCUGAAGCUGGGGAGGCUGGCAUUAGAACAUCUGGAGAAAGGAAACAUCAUGUUCUACCAAGAAGACCUGGAGCAGAGUGGUCUGGAUGUCACAGAGGCCUCGGUGUUCUCAGGAGUAUGUACAGAGAUCUUCAAAAAAGAGAGUGUGAUCUUCCAGAAACCAGUCUACUGCUUUGUUCAUCUGAGCAUCCAGGAGUUUCUGGCUGCAGUCUACAUGUUCCACUGCUUGACCAGCAGGAACACAGAGGUGGUGGAGAACUUCCUAGGGAACAACUAUGGUGAAUUCAUGGAGGACUUCAUUGACAAAGUCAUGGAGAAAUCCCUCAGGAGUCCAAACGGCCACCUGGACCUGUUUGCUCGCUUCCUUCAUGGCCUAUUUGUGGAGUCCAACCACAAACUCCUAGGCUUUCCAGUGGGUCAGAUGGAGACCAGUCCAGGAACCAUCCAGAGAGUCAUCAAAAAUCUGAAGGAGAUGAACACUGAUAGAAUCUCUCCUGAUAGAAGCAUCAACAUCUUCCAGUGUCUGAUGGAGAUGAAGGACCUCUCACUAUUUCAGGAGAUCCAACAGUUCCUGAAAUCAGGGAAGCAGCUCUCAGAGAUCCAGUGCUCAGCUCUGGCCUACAUGCUGCAGAUGUCAGAGGACGUUCUGGAUGAGUUAGACUUGGAGAAGUACAACACAUCAGAGAGAGGACGACUAAGACUGGUUCCAGCUGUGAGGAACUGCAGAAAGGCUCGACUUGGUGGCAUUGUGCUCUCUGAGGCUGAAUGUGAAGUUGUGGCCUCAGCUCUGAAGUCCAACCUUCAUCUGACCGAAGUGGAAAUAGAGAGGAUCAGUGGAUAUAGAUCCUUUGGAGACUCUGGAAAGAAGCAUCUGUGUGAGAUACUGGAGAGUUCAAUCUGCAAAGUGAAGAAACUGAGAUUGGAUCACUUCAGUCUCAUGGAUAUCAGCUUGGCUUCUCUGGUCUCAGCUCUGGAGUCUAAUCCAUCCCAUCUGACAGAACUGGACCUGAGAGGAACCAAGCUGGACCCUGGAAUGAAGGAGCUCAAUGGGUUUCUCCAGUCUCCCCUCUGCAAACUACAGACAUUGAGGUUGAUUGACUGUGGUUUGACAAAGAUCAGCUGCUCUGAUCUGGUCUCAGCUCUGAAGCCAAACCCCUCACAUCUGGAACACCUGGACCUGAUGUGGAACAACCUGAAGGAGUCAGAUGUUCAGCAGCUGCAGGAUCUUGUUGAGAGUCCAGACUACAAACUGGAGACUCUGGAGUGGGAAUCAUGGUGAUCUUAGUAGAGGAGAGAAGCUGAUCUGUGUCCUGAUGAUCCGCAGAGGUUGAAGCUGCAGCAGUUUGAGUUUAAAGAGACUCUGACUGGAUCCUGAUGAUGAACUCUGAGUUUAGAGAUUUUUCUCCUCUUUCUUUGAUCCUGUCUGUCAUUUAGUGUCUCAUAUUGUUUUUCUCUUUGGAACAAUGGAGAUGAAUUUCAAACUAAGCUCCAUUUAGUGGCUCCAUGGAGGUUUGAUCUGAAUCUGAUCAAACUGUAAAGUUGAUCUUUUUUCUCUCUGAUUCAUUUUCAGCCUGUAACCCAGAAAUCUGAAAUAAAGCUCAAUUCUAAAGUUUU
Molecule: messenger RNA, 3255 nt
Organism: Cyprinodon tularosa
Lineage: Eukaryota; Metazoa; Chordata; Actinopteri; Cyprinodontiformes; Cyprinodontidae
Product: NACHT, LRR and PYD domains-containing protein 5-like
Exons: 10
Coding region: 257-2920 (887 amino acids)
Source: RefSeq, a predicted model, not a curated record